AUGGCGCCCUCCGUCGUAACCCUCGACACGACCCCCGACUUCGACUUCACGCCCUCCAUGGGCGCGACGAAGCAGCAGCAGCAGCAGCAGCAGCAACCCCAAACCCGAACCCUCCUCCUCGCCCCUCCCUCCCUCUCCUCCGCCCCCAACAAGCUCUCCGCCGCCCUCGCCUCCCACGACCGCGCCGCCACAGACCUCCAGAUGCUCGACCGCCUCUCCGCCCGCCUCGUCUCCCUGCCCCAGUCCGCCUACGACCUCGUCCUGGUCCUCACCGACGCCGACGGCGCCCGAGUCGAGUCCACCCGCCUCCUCUCCGACCGCGCCGUCCUCUCCGCCGUCGCCGACGCCCUCAAGCCCUCCGCCCUCCUCCGCGCCCAGGACGGCGGCAACCUCGCCAACGACCCCGCCGUCGCACGCGAGGCCGUCCUCGCCGGCCUCGUCGCCGCCCCCGGCGGCGGCUUCUCCAAGCCCGACUACGACGAGGACCAGGUCGUCACGCUCUCCUUCGGCAAGAAGAAGGCAGCCGCACCCGCGACCAACGGUGCCGUGUCUCUCGGCAACGGUGCGGUUUCCCUGAACAACGGCGCCGUCUCGCUCAACAACAAACCCACCACCGCGCCCCCCGUCUCCGCGCCCCCCGUCUCCGCGCCCCCGGCCGGCGUGGGCUUCGUCGACUUCAGCGACGACCUCGACAUGGACGACGACGACGAGCUGAUCGACGAAGACACCCUCCUGACCGACGCAGACCUCUCUCGUCCCCUUAACAUCCCCCCCGAGUGCGCCCCCAAGGCCGGAAAGCGCCGCCGCGCCUGCAAGGACUGCACCUGCGGCCUGGCCGAGCGCAUCGCGGCCGAAGACGCGGCCACCCGCGCCGCCGCCGACGCCGCCCUCGCCGCAGCGGCCCCCGUCAAGCUCGGCGCCGACGACCUCGCCGAGGUCGACUUCACCGUCCAGGGCAAGGUCGGCUCCUGCGGCAACUGCGCCCUCGGCGACGCCUUCCGCUGCGACGGGUGCCCCUACAUCGGCCUCCCGCCCUUCAAGCCCGGCGAGGAGGUCCGCAUCCUCAACAACGACAUCCAACUGUAA
Molecule: messenger RNA, 1086 nt
Organism: Colletotrichum karsti
Lineage: Eukaryota; Fungi; Ascomycota; Sordariomycetes; Glomerellales; Glomerellaceae
Exons: 2
Coding region: 1-1086 (361 amino acids)
Biological process (GO): iron-sulfur cluster assembly
Cellular component (GO): cytoplasm
Molecular function (GO): iron-sulfur cluster binding
Source: RefSeq, a predicted model, not a curated record